AAAAAGCCUGAUUCGCCCUCUCUCUCCCAAGUCUCGGUAAUAGACAGAAAAUGUAGUUGACGUGUGAUGAAAAAGUCAUUCAACAGAGUGUGAUAUUAUUGUCACUGUGGGAAACACGUGGCUGGCCCGGCGCGUCGACGUCACUACGUCACCAAGACGCUUUACGUCGUGAGCGGUUGACAGCCACCGGAGCCAAAACCGAGCGGAGAGUUAAAUCCACCAAAACUUACACGAUAUUUCAAUUUCCAAAGCAUGACAUCGCUGACUUUUGGGCUAACCCUUGUUCGACAUGGGGAAACACAGUUCAACAAAGAUGGCCUUCUGCAAGGUCAGACCAUAGACUCUCCGUUGUCUGAGGUGGGUCUGCAGCAGGCGGAGGCUGCAGGGCGAUACCUCAAGGAUGUCAAGUUCAGCAAUGUUUUUGUCAGCGACAUGCUGCGGGCCCAGCAGACUGCUGAGACGAUAAUGAAACACAACAGCAGCUGUGCGGCUCUGAAAUUGGUGUCUAACCCUUUGCUGAAGGAGAGGAGCUUCGGGAUCACUGAGGGACGACCAGUGCAGGAGCUGAGGGACAUGGCCAAGGCAGCGGGUUCGUCAAACCCGGACUUCACUCCUCCAGGAGGGGAGAGCCAUGCGCAGGUGAAGGACCGGGUCAAAGAGUUCCUAGAGCUCAUGCUUCAGCAAAUUGGGGCCGAACACUGGCAGGAAAGAGGGCAGAACGAAACCGCCCCGUCCUCUGACCCAGAAACGUGUCCUCUGGAGGGAAAGGCGGACGACGGGGUCAGGAAUGUCCCGGUCCAUGUCCUGGUGGUCAGCCACGGUGCCCUCAUACGUGUGGCAGUGCACCACUUUGUGGAGGAGCUGCACUGCCCCUUGCCUCAGGGCUCAGAUAAAGCACACAUGUUCUCCCUGUGUCCCAACACGGGACUGUGCCGGUUCCUCCUCACCAUGAGGAAGGAGGACGACGGCUUCAAGGUGUCGGAGACGCGCUGUGUGUUCGUUCACAGGGGAGACCACGUCAAACAGUAGGAGCAGGAGGGAGGAGGUGGUGAGGGCCGAGCAGGAGAUAACAAUGACAGAUGAACAAGCUGCACACUGAAACCUGAAUGUAAAACUUUUAUAUAUUAUUCUGUAUUUAUUAGUUCCAUUUGGAGCUCAUAAUUACCUCACCAUACAGCUGAUCCAAAAAUUUAAAUCUUUGGUUGAACAAAUCAGUUUGCAGGUUUUCCCUAGUAUUCAUUCUAAGUAUUUUAUUGGUAAUGAAAUAGUCAAAAACACAUUUCUUAAUAUUGUUUAGCACUGGCAAUUUUUAAGCAUUAAAACAGUUAAAUACACACACUUGAUCAGAUAUCCAGAUUGUACGAUUCAUAAUUCCAGUAAUAAAUUACAAAGAUAUGGAGUAAAUGUCAAAGAUGGGUAACAUCCAUCAGGCACAGGGAUGUGAGCGUUUGGCUUAACAGAACAAAUUUUAAGGAAAUAUAAGAAACAAAUUUUCUUUGUGUAGUGAUUUGAUUUGAUUCAGAGUUUAAAAAACUGCAACCAACCAGCCAAAAUUUUAUGAAAUGUAAAU
Molecule: messenger RNA, 1570 nt
Organism: Myripristis murdjan (pinecone soldierfish)
Lineage: Eukaryota; Metazoa; Chordata; Actinopteri; Holocentriformes; Holocentridae
Gene: tigara
Product: TP53 induced glycolysis regulatory phosphatase a
Exons: 6
Coding region: 253-1029 (258 amino acids)
Biological process (GO): regulation of pentose-phosphate shunt; negative regulation of glycolytic process
Cellular component (GO): cytosol
Molecular function (GO): fructose-2,6-bisphosphate 2-phosphatase activity
Source: RefSeq, a predicted model, not a curated record